Messenger RNA from Vitrella brassicaformis, 3903 nucleotides. NCBI's taxonomy places the organism in Eukaryota, Vitrellaceae. The record is from the annotation of a GenBank genome assembly.
CUUGUCGGCUGGUCUUUGUCUUUUGUGGCUCGCCUUGGUCUCUCCCAGGCCCCCUCUCAACGGAGACGGUCGCCACUUCCUCAUUGCAGCCGCCUGCAGCGGGAAGGCCUGACGCCUCCCUGACGCCAGCCAAGUGCAGGGCAGCCUCCUUUCGCAACGACCGCCUCGCAGCGAAUGUUCAGUGUAUGUUCGUCAGCCACACGAAACUGAGGAGUUGGCGAUUCGUGUGUGCCGUCUCUCAGCAUUCUCGCUUGGUUUGUGCGUGUCGCCUGAGUCUCCCAUGCAGGAGGGUAAAGGGUCGACAUCGAGAGAGCGGAUGUGCUGUUUGUACCUCCCGCAGAGGAGGCUGAGGAUAAAUAUUUUAAUUCACAAAGAGAGUGUCCUCAAGAAAUAAUCAGCCGUGCUGUUUCUGGUGGUUGUGGUGAGAUCAGAAUGCAGCCCCGACGACGCGGCAACCUGCUGUCCGGACGAGCCGUUGACGAGACGUUGGAAAAAAAGGAAAUGAUCACCCCUCAGGCGCGGCUACUGUUUUCUGGUGGUUGUGGUGUAAUCAGAAUGGUUACGGCGGGGGCCUCAGGCAUCCGCCGACGACGCAGCAACCUGCUGCAUCCUCGGAGAACAAAUCCUUGACGCCGUUGACGAGACGUUGGUGAGAGAAAGAAGUGAGUUCCUUUCUGUUGCCGUGUCGGCGUCGAACUGUGUCCCCUUGUGUUUCAGUUCUAGUCUUCCGCAAGCUCAUACCGGUCGGCUCUUCGCGCUGCGCCAAGAGCCGCUCAAGACAUCACGGACGCUGCGGGAGGUCCCGCUCAACCGACUCUCAACCAACCCCUCCCGUCUUCAAGGUUACACGUGGGAGGCAACAAAAACGAUGAUGACGAUGAAGGACGACGCCCAGGAGAGGGCCGGUGAGACCGAGCUUGAGAAGCUCGAGAAGAUGGUUAGACGUGACCGCGAGCUGGCAGCAGGUGAGCCUCGCUCAAUCGCAUGCCAAAUUUGUUGCAUACACGCAGAGGGGGGGCACAGGUAGCUGGGCAGAUGGGCAGUUAGCUACGUGGGAGCGCUGCGUGUGUGUGACGGCACUGCACACAUGGUUGGCCUCAAUUGGUGUUGGUUCUGUGGGUCUGGUGUUGCAGAGCUGGCCCGUUACGACCGCCGGCAGCUGCUGGAGCUGUGGACGGAGAAGGAGCACCUGCAGGGUAGGCCCCAACACCAGCAUACCUCCCUGUCAGUCGCGGUCAGUUGUUUAUUGACGAGUGGCUGUGUGUGGUCCGCGGCGUGCAGGGCUUGUGAAUAAGUGGCGGGAGAGGCAGCAGGCCGACGCAGAGAGGCUGAAUAAGGCGCUCAACAACAUGGAGAAGGCCAAAUCGAACCAGGUGCGUACACGAAUGUGCGUCGUCGGCAUGUACGCACGGCACGGCACGGCACUGCCUCCGUGCUUGUGUGCUUGUGUGUGAUGUGGAUGCAGAACAUACUCGUCGCCGCUGCCGCCAAACUGGAGGUCAGAGGCUGAGCCCCCCUCUCCCCCCACUCACACACACAUAAGCACAGAGAGAGAUACCUGUCUUGUCCCUUUCUGCGUCUCACAGGAGAAGAAGGAGGAGCUGGAGAAGGAAAACGCCUCGCUGAAGGCCACGGUAGCCAAGCUGCAGCAGGUACACAUGCAUACUCCACAGACAGCUCAAAGCACACAGAGAGGAGCAUCCAUGCGCACACACCCAACACACAUGUGCUUUGUUCGUUCGUGUUGCACAUAUCAGCAACUAGAGGCGGUGACCAGCCCAGCCCAGCCGUCCACGGCGUCGGGCAGCCCGGCCUCAGCGUCGGCUUCCCCGUCACUCUCAGGUUGCAGCUGUUCCGUCGCACAGCACUGAGAACCCCCUUUUCCCGUCAUCGGCCCCGCACCGGACUCGCCCCACGAGUCCCUCUCGCUGCUAGAAGAGACAUCAAGGCGAUCAGCCUAAAGAGGAGGAGGAGAAGGUAUGGGUGUUGUUCCCUCCAUGUCCUUAUCUGUCUCUGCUGCCAUGUCUCUGUGUGUGUUUUGUGUCUUCAGCCGCAGUGUAUCGCUGCCUUCAUUUUAUAUCUGUGGACAUAUUUGCUUCACUUCUUCGGAUGGGUCUCUGUUCUGCGAGGAUUUUGAUGCAGAGCGUACCUCCGCGCAGAGGAGGCCGAUAGAAAAGCUGGUAAGAAAGAUACUUUCGCGAAACACAUUUUCUUCCUUCCCUUUCCCGGCGGCCGAGAAGGCACGCAAGUAAGGCAGAAUAGAGAGGAAAAAGCACAUAAUUGCACAUGUCCUUUAUUUGCUUUAUUCUGCCUCGGAAACAAUGUGUGCUGCUGUCCUUUCAGUACCUCGCUGAUGGACACCCUGACGUCGCCCUACUGGAGAUACAGGACGAUGACACCGUCCGCGGCACAGCCCCGGCCCAGAUCGCAGCCGACAAUGGUGGGUGGCGUCGAGUGCAUCUUACGAUACCAUUUGCGUGCCUUCGCUGCUUCUGUUGGCGCAGCUAGGGCGUCUGCGGUGUGCCUGCAAGAUGCUGGGGGUGUCUGAGUGGGACAACAAGACGCUGGUCCGCCACGCCUACCACAAAGGCCCUGCAGCACCACCCCGACAAAGGCGGCACCAAGAGGGCUUCCAGCGGCUCAAGAGGGCGUACGAGCUGGUGCAUGCAGCGCCGCCAUCGCCCAAGAGCUGUGAGGAGGGCGAGGCCACGGGUGCGUGCCUCGACAGGCUGAGUGGUCUGUGCCCUUAGUGCGCCAAGAUGUACCAGGUGCGUGCAUUGCGUUUGUGAGAAAGUCAUGUCUCUCUCACCUGAUGUUUCCUCCAUGGGUCGUCUUCUCGUCAGGCCGAGAUGGAGGCGGCGUUGAGGGAGAUGACGUGGGAGGCCGAGGCCAAGGCGGCAGUGGCAGAGGAGGAGGCCCACGCCGCGACCACCCCCGCCGCCACGGUCAGCAGCCGCCCCUCCUUUCACACCGACCAGAGGCCGCCCGUCACCAGCAGGGGGGAGGGGCUCUGGAGCCGCUGGUUUCCAGACCCCUUCUGCACCUGCUGCGGCUUUCCAAGAGGACGACUAACCUGAGGAAGAGGUAUGGGCGUCGGAAGAUACUGCUUCUUUGACCGAUGUCUCUGUCUCUGCUGCCGUGUCUCUGUGUGUUUUGUGUCUUCAGCCGCAGUGUAUCGCUGCCUUCAUUUUAUAUCCGUGGACAUUCUUAUUUCACUUCAGCGGCGCUGGAUUCCCUACAGCAAGGAAAGCGACAGGUUAGAAAAGAAGACCGGAGGCAUGGAGACAGGUCGAUGAAACAAACACAUUCUCUGUCCGUCAGCUUGCCUUCAUCCCUCUGCUAUAGUCAUUGCCUUUAUCCCUCUGCUGGUCGACUACAGCCGAAUUCAGCUCAUUUGAUAAAUUCUCAGCUGACACCAGCCCAUCAAAGCUCUAACAGGUCCUGUGGGUUGCUGCCUGCCUUGUCUGCAGGUCCCACCUCCAUGAGGUCGGCUGGCAGGACUCGGAGGUCAGCGAGUCAGAGACGAAAAGCCUCAGCGAGUGCGCCCGCCAACUCAACAUACUGCACGGCCUACUGGACAAGUACUGGAGGAGCUGGCGGACACUGGCGGCAGACCGGACCCUGACUCAAUCAGAAGGAAGUACUCUAUCGCCAGUGAGUUGCGCGUACACACAGAGAAGGGAGGUGGAUGCAUCAUCCCUCCACGGUGACAUUUGUUUUCUCUUGGUGUGCAGCUGGAAGUGUAGGUGGCCGAGAUCCUCAAACGGCGAGCAGCACGUCAGCAACAAGCCGACCAGUAUCAUCAGCCUCCUGACCGUGUUGGCCAUCCCGAUGGUGGUCAAGAUCGACCCUCUCCACGAUGUGGCCGACCCCCUGAAUGAGAAACACUAUCCAAAAAUAUGA